AAUAAAUUGGAAUUUUGCCUCUCAAACUUUUACUUGUAACUUUUUCAAUAACUAAAAGGAAACCUUACCAAAGUUUAAAAUAUUUUUCCAGAAAACCUAUAAUAAAUCCGGCGUUUGCAAAACGAAGUAUUCAAAAUAACGAGGAUGAAAAUAUUAGCAUAAAGAAGCAAGUUUUCAUAAAGAAAAUGCAUGAAUUGCAGAAGUCCAGGAGCUAUCUCGAGAAGUUAGACGGGGCGAGUGCACAUUUCCAUAGAAGCGGCAGGCACAGUCUGUAUAAAAAGUUGGAGACCUUGUUUGAGUCAUUCGGGUAUUCAGGCCGUGAAUGCGUGUUCAGAUUAUUAUGCGACGCCGGCAAAGCGAAGACCGACGAGGAACAAGGGACCUUCCUCCAAGAAUUAUUCAGGGCAACGUUCACGUUGCCAAAAGGAGAAACGGUUGAAGACAUAUUGGAAUAUGACAUGGCACAUAACACGCAUAAUGACUGUGCGGAAUUGUACCCAGAAUGCGAGGAUUUAAUUUAUUAA
Molecule: messenger RNA, 524 nt
Organism: Cydia amplana
Lineage: Eukaryota; Metazoa; Arthropoda; Insecta; Lepidoptera; Tortricidae
Exons: 3
Coding region: 186-524 (112 amino acids)
Source: RefSeq, a predicted model, not a curated record